UUCAGGCUACAUUGUGUAGACGCCACGUUUGAAUACUAUAUUUUCAUAUCUGUUCUGGCGAGAUAGACGUUCAGAAACUGGAUUAGUCGAGGCGUUAAUUCGCAGAACAUCAGUUCAUGCAGAGGCUGUUUAUGCGGCGUUAGGACCCUGGGGACUCGAUCACAGCCACGGAGCAAUUUGCAUGCGUUUGUUCUGCAAGGCAAACACUGGUGUAUGAGUGAAAUCUAAACCACCGGAAGAUCGAGGAACAGAGUCGCACACAAGCUUUUUGGUGUAGGAUCGUUAUCGUGAUGGGAAGCUUUCAGUCUUUGCCGGAUGACCAUCAAUAUCAUACCUUGUCACAGAAGACAGGAUUUUCACUGGAGCAGAUCGGAAUCCUCCACAAUCGCUUUAAGCAGCUCAGCCAAAAUGAGGAAACACUACGGAGAGAUGAUCUUAAAACAAUUCAAGACCUUGAAAGCAACCCAAUUCGGUCCCAGAUUAUAGAGGCUUUCUUUGAUAAAAGGAACUUCCAGAACGAUGCAACAGGAUCUGUGCAAGAAAUUGGCUUUGAGGAAUUCCUUACAGUCAUGUCGUAUUUCAGAGCACCAGCUCAUCAUAUCACAGAGGAGCAGAGAGAAGAGAUCAGGAGAGCCAAACUGCGCUUUCUGUUCAACAUGCAUGACACUGACAAUGAUGGAACCAUAACACUGGAGGAAUACAGACAUGUAGUGGAGGAGUUGUUGUCCCGGAGUGGAGCUCUUGGCAGAGAGACAGCAAAGGGCAUUGCAGAUGCUGCAAUGCUGGAGGUUGCCAGUAUCACCGUAGGUCCCAUGGCACCUGAUGAGUUCUAUGAAGGAAUAACAUUUGAGCAGUUUCUGAAGAUUCUUAAAGGAGUUGAAAUUGAGACGAGGAUGCACAUUCGCUUCCUAAACAUGGACACAACCGUUCUAUGCAAGUAACGAUCUGUCUAAAUACUGCCAGUUAAAUAUUUAUCUUUGUUGAAAAAGCACUUUAGCAGAUGCGAUUGUUUUUAUUUGUAGGAAUCUCAGUAUGUGUGUGUGUGUAAGUUAGUUAAAAAGCAAUAACAAAAAGAAUCUUGAUAUAUUCAAUCUCCUUGCUUUGCAUGUUCAUAUUAUAAAAUUAUUAUUAUUAAUACAAUACAAUUAAAGCUAUGCAGGCAUAUAUUUAUUUAUUUAUUUUUCUUAAAUUAUCUUUUCUAAAUGUGUCUUUACGCUAAUAUGAUCUUAUUAAAACCAAAUGAAAUCAUCUACUGUAUAUUUUCACAUUACUAUAUGAAUAUUAAAUAGAUAAAUCAAAUUAUUAACACUGUGAUGUAGUUAUAUACGAGUACUAUUUUAUAUGCUGAUGAUCUGUCUGUAAUACUUAUAAAUUAAAAGUAGUUGAAUGUAGUCUGAAUUAAAGAACUGCAGUUCCUCCAGUCAGCCAGCAGAUAUUGCUAAUGCCACGGCUUUGUUUGUGUCAGUGGACAUAGAUUUACUCAGGUACCUGUACAACCAAUAAGCAUGCUUCAGCAUGUUCGUAUAGGGGCAACUAUAAGUGUAUUAACAAGCAUUAUUUUGUAAACAAUAGAAGAUAUUCUAAAAUAACUAUUAACACCAUUACAAUGAUAAUCCGCACUUGCUAGUGGACACCAAAGACCUUUAAUCAUUAAUAUCAGAAGCCACGUAUCAACUUUGAUACAAAGAGCUCAAUGUGUUGUGUCAGCAUGGAUUGUACACAUGUAGGUUUGAUGCCGGGAAAAUACUUUGCAUAAUGCAUUUUUACUUGCAAAAAUGAAACUACUGUAGCAUUUAAUCUGUGAAAGGGUAAAAAUGUCUCAAAAUGAAGAAGUGAACAAUUGUUUCUUCUCUUAACCUAAAAAAGGAGAAAAGACGGUAUAUGCACCCACUGUGUAUUGAAUCCGCAACUUGCAUUUACCACAAUAAAACGGCAUUUUUGCCACACUGAAAACU
Danio aesculapii is the source of this 1955-nucleotide messenger RNA. RefSeq names its product tescalcin b (gene tescb). The transcript is spliced from 8 exons. Gene Ontology annotation, molecular function: calcium ion binding. NCBI's taxonomy places the organism in Eukaryota, Metazoa, Chordata, Actinopteri, Cypriniformes, Danionidae. The record is from RefSeq and is a predicted model, not a curated record. The coding region runs from base 291 to 941 and encodes 216 amino acids.